This is a messenger RNA of Aureococcus anophagefferens, 1386 nucleotides long. RefSeq lists its product as hypothetical. Lineage: Eukaryota; Pelagophyceae; Pelagomonadales; Pelagomonadaceae. The record is from RefSeq and is a predicted model, not a curated record. The transcript has a single exon. The coding region runs from base 1 to 1386 and encodes 461 amino acids.
AUGAAGCUCGAGACGCGGCACGCCGUGCUCGCGUCGACGCUCGCCAUCAGCGGCUGCCUCAGCGGCGUCGCCUUUGGCUGGGCCGCGUUGGUCGUCAUGCUCAAACGCGAGGGCGCCUUCGAGGAGCUCUGCGACCGCAGCGCCGACGACGACGACGGCGCCUGCGCGGCGCAGGAGGUGGCGCUGUCGCGCGUCUUCUCCAUCGGCAUCCUGUGCCUCUUCGCGUCGCGGCUGCCGAUCGGCGUCGCCGUCGACCGGCUCGGCAGCCGCGCGACGACCGCGGGCACGUGCGCCGUCGCCGCCGCGGGGAGCCUCUGCCUCGCGGAGCGGUUCUACGGGCUCGGCUUCGGGCUCCUCGCCGGCGCGGGGCCGGGCGUGCACCUCGGAGCCAUGCACGUGUCGAACCUCUUCCCCGAGGCGAAGCGGACGGCGCUCGGGGCCUACUCCACGGCGCACCAGUGCUCGACGUUCGUAUUCUCCCUGUGGCUGCCGCUCUUCAACGCCGGCGCGUCGCUGCGCCAGCUCUUCCGCGGCUACGCGGCCCUCUUGCUACUUUUUGCCGCCGGCUGCCGCGCCGCGCAGCCGCGGUCGCGCUACGAGCUCGGCGACGCGGUGGCGCGCGGUGGCUGCGCCGCGGCGCUCGUCGGCGCGCCGCGCAAGGCGUCGGCGGCGCCGUCGCUGCGGGACCAGGUCGCGGCCGUGUGGCGGACGGAGGGGUUCCGGCCGCUGUUGGUUUACAAGUCGGUCUCCCUGCUGUCGAUGCAGUUCUUCGUCGCCGUGCUGCAGUACCGCCUCGCGGGCCGCGGCGCGGCGGCGUCGGCGAUGAACCUGGCCUUCAACGUCUUCGCGUCGUUCCUCGGGCUCCUGAUCGCCGCGCCGCUCGUCGGGCCGAUCCUCGACCGGCGCGACGACGGCGUCGCCCUCAUCCGCCGCGCGGCGACGGCCCAGGCCGUGGGCUUCAACGCGCUCCUGGCCCUGUCCGCGCGGUCGGCCUGGCCCCUCGCGGCGGAGCUGCCGUCGUACCUGCUGUGGGCGUCGUCGCGGAUCUGCUUCUUCGCGUACUUUUUCGCGCACUGCGUGAAGCUCUUCGGCUUCGGGAGCUUCGGCACGGCCGUCGGCCUGCUGUCGCUCGUCGGCGCGGCCGUCUGCUUCGCGGCGGUGCAGCCGCUCUGCGCGCUGGCCUUCCAGUCGUCGACGGGCAUCGCGGCGGUCUCCGCGGGCUUCGUGCCCCUCCUGAUCGCGGCCCACGCGUACGCCGAGCGCGCGCUGCUCCGCGCGGGCGCGGACGCCGCGACGCGCGUCGUCGACGCCGGCGGCGCGGAGCUCGACGGCGCGGAGCUGGCGCUCCGCGACGCCGAACCGGGCCGGGGCGAGGCGCGCGUCUAG